Molecule: messenger RNA, 837 nt
Organism: Rhea pennata
Lineage: Eukaryota; Metazoa; Chordata; Aves; Rheiformes; Rheidae
Gene: LRRC10B
Product: leucine rich repeat containing 10B
Exons: 1
Coding region: 1-837 (278 amino acids)
Molecular function (GO): protein binding
Source: RefSeq, a predicted model, not a curated record
AUGGGCAGCGGCGGUUCGGCAGGGCGGGCCGAGCGGCUGCCGUCGGGCGCAGCGGAGCAGCUGUGCGGCGGCGAGAGGUGCCUGGAGCUGAGCGGGCGGGUGCUGCGGCGGGUGCCGGCGGCCGUGUGCGCCAUGCGCGGCUUGCAGAAGCUCUACAUCAGCGGUGUGGGGCUGCGGGAGGUGCCGGCCGAGCUGGUAGCCCUGCGACGCCUCCGCACCCUGGCCCUGGACGGCAACGAACUACUGGAGGUGCCCGAGGUGCUGUGCUUCCUGCCCUGCCUGGCCCACCUCUACCUGGGCCGCAAUGGGCUGCAGGGGCUGCCGCCUGCCUUUGCCCGGCUGCAGAGCCUGCGCUGUCUCUGGCUGGAGGGCAACUUCGUGGCUCGCUUCCCCCGUGCCCUGCUGUGCCUGCCCAGCCUGCAGAGCCUGCAGCUGGGUGACAACCGCCUGGCCCACCUGCCUGCGGCACUGCCCCGCAUGGCUGGCCUGCGUGGACUCUGGCUCUAUGGCAACCGCUUCGAGGCCUUCCCCCCGGCUCUGCUGCACAUGGCCCAACUCCGAGUGCUCGACCUUGACCGCAACCGCAUUAACCACUUUCCUGACCUGACCUCGCUGCACAGCCUGCGCCUGCUCUGCUACGACCACAACCCAGCCCGGGCGCCGCCCCGCACUGGCCCUAUCGUCCGCCUGGUGGGUGAUGGUGCCCGCGAGCUCAUGGAGGCCCGCUGCCAGAGCCUCCAGGCCCAGCAGGAAGAGGAGGAGGCUGCCGCUGAGGCCCCACAGGCCUCUGGCUCCCCACCACCUGAGGGCAUCUCCCUUGUGGCUCAGGGGACGUGA